Molecule: messenger RNA, 1112 nt
Organism: Dermatophagoides farinae (American house dust mite)
Lineage: Eukaryota; Metazoa; Arthropoda; Arachnida; Sarcoptiformes; Pyroglyphidae
Source: RefSeq, a predicted model, not a curated record
AUGAGAAUAAACGAGCAAAAAAGAUUUUUUGAACACACACAUACAAUACGAUACUCGAUACAAUCGAUUGUUAGUGGCUACUUCCUUUAUUCACUGUAUUUCAUCAGGCAUUUUCGUUUUGAAGUUUUCCAAAUUUUUUUGAUCAAAAAAACAAUGAAUGAGAUGUGGAUUAUCGGUAUUUUCUUAUCAAUUUUUUUGGUUUUAUUCAUUUUUCUUGUUUUCAUCACACGAAAAGCUUUCGAAUUUAUGCGAUCAACAGAUCAAAGAUUAAUCAUUUUGGAAGCGCUUAUGGACAAAAUUUUGUCAAUCACUAAUGAUUUGAAAGCAAUGACAAAUACUAAUGAUGAUGCAUUAGUGGAACAAAAUUCCAUUCAACGUGAACGACAGACCAAACAUCGACUUGAAACAUUCGGUUCAAUUGGCUCUAAAAAUCGUUACAGCUAUCGACGUUUGUGGCAUCCACUUUUACGUAUGCCAUCAACAUCUUCUUCCAAAUGUUUGAAUCUUCAUGAUAAUAGCAAAAUUCAUGACAAAAAUAAUGUAAGCGCUACUAGUUUCAAACCAUUGGAUACAGAGAAUUUUCCAUUUGUUAGUCAUGAAGAUUCUUGCAUCAUCAAUGUGAUUUCUGAAAAUUCCGAUCCAAAAAUGUAUGGAUCUUCAGCUGCUAAUAGCAAUUCAGCAACAUUAGAUCGAUCAUCAAGGGCAAAAAGAGCUCAUCCAUCUACUAAUGCUAAAAAUUCACCACAUAUCAUCUAUAUUGAUGAAAUGAAAGAAAUAUCCAAUCAAUUGAAUCAUACAAAUCAUCGGGAAUCAAUUGAAGAUUCGAAUUUUAAAUUGGUCGACAAAGUACGUGAAGAAUUUGACAAAUCAUAUAAUCGUAUGAUGGAAACUUUGAAUCAAGAGGAUACCAUCGACUAUGAUAAUCAUGAAUCAGAGUUAUAAUUUCGAUUUUCGUUCAAUUUUCCACUUCUUUCAUUUUUAACUUUUACAUUUCGUAUCAUUGAUAUAUUUGGGUGGUGGACUUUUUCUCAAUUUCCCUAAUACAUGGGUUUUCCUUUUUUCAUUUUUGUCCAAUCAUCUAUACACAAUUGUUUUUUAUCAAGACUUACAAU